CGUCGAUACUUUAGUCAGUUUCCGCUUCCUUUAAAAGCCGCCAGAUUUGUCGAAAUUGUUUUCCCAGCAGACUCGAAAGCACCGGCGGCCGAUUCAAUAUCGUAUGAUGCAAAUUUCUAGUUAGAAAUUUUUAGUUGCAGUUCCGUCUGAAUCCUCUGUGAGUAAAUUCUACUUGUAGUUUUCGAUUUCCAUUUGGCGCUCGACCUGAAAAGUUAAGGAUUACAGAGAUCGACUGGUUGUUGCAAGGGAUUUGCCGACAUUUGCAACAAAGGUACAGAGUAGGCAUGAACUUGUCUCUGAGUGACAUUAAACAGGUCAGGAAUACAUUAAAAAGAGCACCGCCACCAAGGGCUCCAGUGAGCCCUUCCACGGAUCAAAAUGGAGGUAACAAUGAUGCUGUAUCGGUGGAAUCUGUCAGACAAAGAUUUGAACAAAAACGAGUACCACCGCAGAAGCUAAAUUCAACCCCAUCACCAAGUCAAGAUCAUGGCAAACCCACAGAGGAAAAGGUUUUAUCUGUAGCAUCGGCAAGAGCAAAGUUUGAACAAAAACAGAAACCUGUUAAUAGGGUUCCUCCUCACUGGAAGCAAAGUGAUGGGAACCAGUCCAAAACAGGCUUACUUAGAUUGGAUAAGAACAGUAAUGCCAGUGGGCACAAGAACAUGGAACCACCACGCAAGGAGCUACCCAACGUUUAUAGAAUUGGUGCAGCUCCACCCAAACCUGCCAAACCAAAAAACCUAAGGUUCAUGCUGAGAAAAUACAAGGACAAGAUCGUUUUAUCAAAAUGCCUAACCACUUCGAUUCAGGCAUCCACUAAAGAUGACAAAUAUGAGGACACUGAGGAAAUAUAUGACGACACUGAAGAAUUAUAUGAUGACGUGGAAUCUGUGCAACCAAGGAACGGGGAUGACCAAUCAGAUGACAUUUAUGAAGCUGUUUAGCUUGGGACUUGAAUUGUUUUUACCGUCUUCUGUGUGGCCAGUUGUGGUGGAUGAGGUCACAGUCAAACUAAAAGAAAACUAUCAAUCUUGAUGAUAAUUUUAUUAAAAUUUAUGCGCUAUUUUGAGAGAAUACUGAAAUGAACUUCAAAUUUAUAGGCUUUAGUUCAUCUCCACCUCAAAUUGUGGGUGAACAUACUGGAGUAAACAAGUAUAAAGACAAAAGGUGUUAUAGUAAAACUGACUGAAUGUGCACGAGUCAUUUACCUUAAAACUAUUUUGCUGUUUAAUUUCAUUUUUCGAUGUAAAGCUUUCAAACUGGCUAUUAACUAGACUAUAGACAGCUGCCUAACUAUACAUCGUGGUAAUAUCAAAAGAUGUAGCAAAAAGAUAAUUUAACAGUCAUAUUUUUGGCGAAAAACGAACUAAAAUGUAUUUGUAUUAAGAGCAUAGGUUUAUAACGAAAAUGUGGUGCUGUGUCGGUGGGGGGAAUAUUACACCAUUUAGUUUUAUCGACAGAGUACAUAAGUAGUUUUUAAAGUUCUACAGUGGCCAAUGUACAUCAUCAUUAUUAUUAUCAAGUUGGUAAAUAAUGGUAAUUGAACUGAGUGGAGUGCAAUUUGGUCUGGGAUCAUACGCGUGAUUUGCGAUCACAAGUAUGAUUUUAGACCAAAAUUGUAUGACAAGAUGUUCCAUCACCACUUUAUUGCAUUUUUUUGAGAUCGUAAAUUCAAUCCCCAAAACAAGUUUCGCCAUUUUGGUUUGUAAAAUAUUUCAUUGAUUCAGUAUAUUAAAACGGUUUGUAGAGAGUUGCAAAAGUUGUCUCUCAUUGUCCUGAAAUUUGACUGAUUUCUAUAAUCAAGCCUCAGCUCAAAUUUGAGUGGUUGUUGUGCUUUAGAAAAGCUGCGAUCUAGAGCAUAAAAUGGUGCAAUUUGUGAAUAAAUCGCACCAGUGAAAGCCAAUCAGAUUACAAGGAUCACAACUGAUUCAAAAUGGAUAUAAUAAAACCAAACGUAAAUUGCUAUUCAUCAAUGACAAGUCCAAGAAACUCCAAAAUUAUGCCGGGUCAUGUUGCAAUAUAUGUGGUGAAGGCGUUUUCACGGGUACAGGCUCCACUUGGAGAAAAACGUAAUACUAAUGCAUUUGCUCAUGUGUAAGGCUGGGUUCUAGAAAUGCGAAAGAGGACCCAACCGAAAAAACUAAAAACAAACAGACACAGAGUUGACAGCCUAAUCUAAAAACCUAGCUACAUUACUAUUCAUUGCAAUCGGAUCCCUGAGGGAAAUUAAGCAAUGUAAUACGUCAAGUUUAGAAAUUUUAAAAGGUUUAGAGUCCAACGACAACUUUCCAGGCUCGUUUCCUUUUAGCCGGUCGUUGAUGCGAGCUGGGACUG
Molecule: messenger RNA, 2334 nt
Organism: Pocillopora verrucosa
Lineage: Eukaryota; Metazoa; Cnidaria; Anthozoa; Scleractinia; Pocilloporidae
Source: RefSeq, a predicted model, not a curated record